CCUCUUUAGUAAUCGGGGACACGCAGCCCCUCCCGGCCCCAAGACCCCAGGCCGCUCCGCGCUCCCGCCCCCAAGCCCCCUGCUCAGCUCUGCCUCCUCCGGAACCUGCCCUGCGCCCCGUCGGAGACAAGGACAAUGAUGUGGUCCAACUUCUUCCUGCAAGAGGAGAACCGGCGGCGGGCGGCCGCGGGCCUGCGGAGGGCGCGCGGGCAGCAGGGGGCCGAGAUGACGCCCGAGCGCGAGGGGAAGAUCAAGCUGGCCUUGCUGCUGGCCACCGUGGGCGCCACGCUGGCGGUGCUGUCCGUGGGCACCGAGUUCUGGGUGGAGCUCAACACCUACAAGGCCAACGGCAGCGCCGUCUGCGACGCCGCCCACCUGGGGCUGUGGAAGGUGUGCACCAAGCGGCUGUGGCAGGCGGACGUGCCCGCGGGCAGACAGACCUGCGGCCCCGCGGAGCUGCCCGGAGAAGCAAACUGCACCUAUUUUAAAUUCUUCACCACGGGGGAGAAUGCACGCAUCUUCCAGAGAACCACAAAGAAAGAAGUGAAUCUGGCAGCUGCGGUGAUAGCAGUGCUGAGCCUGGCAGUCAUGGCCUUGGGAUGCCUCUCUGUCAUCAUGGUGCUCAGCAAAGGUGCAGAGUUCCUGCUCCGAGUUGGAGCUGUCUGCUUUGGCCUCUCAGGUGAGGGUUGAGAGCCUGGAGG
Messenger RNA from Propithecus coquereli (Coquerel's sifaka), 701 nucleotides. It is a transcript of the gene CACNG6, whose product is annotated as calcium channel, voltage-dependent, gamma subunit 6. The transcript has 3 exons. Gene Ontology annotation, molecular function: calcium channel regulator activity. Gene Ontology annotation, biological process: calcium ion transport; regulation of calcium ion transmembrane transport via high voltage-gated calcium channel. Gene Ontology annotation, cellular component: L-type voltage-gated calcium channel complex; membrane. Lineage: Eukaryota; Metazoa; Chordata; Mammalia; Primates; Indriidae. The coding region runs from base 136 to 690 and encodes 184 amino acids. The record is from RefSeq and is a predicted model, not a curated record.